ACGCGAUGAUGGUGCACGAGAAAGCGGCCGACGGCCUCGAGGUCUCCACGGGCGAAGUCUAUCCUAAGAAAGCGGAGCUGCCUGGCCUCACAGAUCAUGUCUCUCCAGUAGAGCUGAUGACUACGGAACCGAAGACAGAGCUUGAGGCGCCGUCGUAUGGCCCAACGGCCCCGACCUCGCCGGCUGAGUUGGGUGAUACGCGGGUGCGUGGUGCGGACGGCAACGCCCCCUUGUCUCCCCAGUACGGGCUAGAAAAGGACGUUCGGAGUGCGCCGUCUAAAUCUCCAGGGGAGCCAUUCAGUGCAGCGCCGAUGACACAGGCACCAGAACCGGCAGACUCGUCUAUAGCACUCGAUGCAGCCGCCUCAUCUGCUCCUAAUCCGCCGGCCACCACAGCCGGGGAUAUCAAAUCCCGUUCAUCCUAA
Messenger RNA from Coniosporium apollinis CBS 100218, 425 nucleotides. RefSeq lists its product as uncharacterized. The transcript has a single exon. The record is from RefSeq and is a predicted model, not a curated record. Lineage: Eukaryota; Fungi; Ascomycota; Dothideomycetes. The annotation marks the transcript as partial.